AUGAAGGACCUUGGAGCAGCUUCAAGAAUACUUGGGAUGAACAUUAUCAGAGACCGGAAGAAAGGAACUCUAAAACUAUCACAAGGGAAGUAUCUACAGAAGGUGCUGGAAACUUUUAACAUGGCAGAGAGCAAAGCUGUGGUUACACCUAUCGGACCACAAUUCAAACUUAAAAGUUUGACACAAGAAGAAGAGCACGUGGAAGCAAGUUUCAUGAACGUGAUUCCAUACGCAUCAGCCGUUGGAAGUUUACUGUAUUCAAUGGUGGGAUCUAGACCAGGCUUAUGUUUCGCAGUGGGCUUAAUCAGCCGUUAUAUGAGCAAGCCAGGAAAAAAACAUUGGGAAGCGGUUAAGUGGGUGAUGAGAUAUCUUAAAGGAGCUCUAGAUUCAGAUCUAUUGUUUACUAAAGGAGAAGAUUUUAUGGUACAAGGAUUCUGCGAUGCAGACUAUGCAACAGACUUGGACAGAAGAAGAUCCGUUACAGAAUAUGUGUUUCAAGACGGAGGCAACACUAUAAGCUGGAGAUCAGGUCUCCAACAUAUUGUUGCACUAUCAACGACAGAAUCAGAAUACAUGGCAUUAGCCGAGGCUUUUAAAGAAGCAUUAUGGCUUAAGGGAUUUGUUAGUGAAUUAGGAUUCAAGCAAGAUGACGUGAGAGUGUUUUCAGAUUCUCAAAGUGCUAGACUACACUUUAUGAGAGACGUAAUUGAGGCUGGCGACGUUACGGUUCACAAGAUUCACACAUCUAUCAACCCUGCAGAUUUUCUAACUUAG
This is a messenger RNA of Brassica napus (rape), 774 nucleotides long. Its product is annotated as secreted RxLR effector protein 161-like. The record is from RefSeq and is a predicted model, not a curated record. Bases 1 to 774 code for a protein of 257 amino acids. NCBI's taxonomy places the organism in Eukaryota, Viridiplantae, Streptophyta, Magnoliopsida, Brassicales, Brassicaceae. The transcript has a single exon.